AUGACAAAUAAGAACCUCAAGGAAAGACUGGCUUGCCACCUCCCGGUUGAGCUUGAAUACAAAGCCUUGUGGGCAAUCAAGCUCCUGAACUUUAACAUCAAAACCGCCAAGGAGAAGAGGCUGGUCCAGUUGCAUGAGAUAGAUGAAAUCAGGCUUGAUGCCUUUGAAAGCUCUAGGAUCUACAAAGAGAAGACUAAGGCAUUCCACGAUAAGAAGAUCUCAAGGCGUGAAUUCAAGGCUGGUGACCAAGUGUUGUUGCUUAACUCUCGGUUGAAGAUCUUUCCCGGAAAACUCAAGUCAAGGUGGUCAGGAACUUUUGUGAUCAAGGAAGUAAGACCGUAUGGAGCUGUGGUAUUGACAGGAAAGCGUGGAGAAGAUUUUACAGUGAACGGUCAACGUUUAAAGCUCUACAUGGCUGAUCGGGAGAUUGGUGAGGAAGCCUCGGUUCCUCUCUCUGAACCAAUCCCAGCCUAA
Brassica rapa (field mustard) is the source of this 474-nucleotide messenger RNA. RefSeq lists its product as uncharacterized. NCBI's taxonomy places the organism in Eukaryota, Viridiplantae, Streptophyta, Magnoliopsida, Brassicales, Brassicaceae. The record is from RefSeq and is a predicted model, not a curated record.